Molecule: messenger RNA, 873 nt
Organism: Suillus fuscotomentosus
Lineage: Eukaryota; Fungi; Basidiomycota; Agaricomycetes; Boletales; Suillaceae
Exons: 3
Coding region: 96-746 (216 amino acids)
Source: RefSeq, a predicted model, not a curated record
AGCUCAAUGAACUUCAAUCAAAGUGGCUCAAGGCAGACAUAUUGGCUGGCUGGCCAGCACACAUCAUCCAAUCUUCCGACGCCUAUUGCACGCUGAUGCAGCGAGCGCCCACUUUUCAGAGUCGUUCUCGAGUGCACACCCUCUUUAUCUUACAGCGAAGCUCUCGUUCGUACGCGUCCAAAAGUGCCAAUCCCUAUCCCUAUCCAACGCAAACAAAUCCUCAGCCGCACCAGAUUUUCCAUUUACCGCGAAGUGCAAACCAGGAGGAUGUGAAACGGAGAUAUUAUGAACUCGUCCGAAUUUACCACCCAGACUCGGCUGUCGCUCGUCAUUAUCCCUCUGAGGAGUCGCAGGCGCGGUUUCGAGCUAUUUCUAGAGCGUACGACAUACUUCGAGGAAAAGCAUCUGUUUCUGGUGAACCGGUCGAAGCUGCUCACAAAGUGGAUCCGAUACGAUGGUCAACUAGGUCGCGUCGUCCUCAUUUCGACGAUACAGCUAGUGAUGAGCGGUGGAAAGAGAGAGUAAUCAUGGGUACCGUAUUACUAACUUUAGCUGCCUUUGUCGCACAGAUCAGUUGGACUCGCCGACAGGCUAUUGCAGAAAUGUCGAGUCAUAGAUGGCCUUCCCAUCCAGGCAAAAAGUCAGGGAAUGACGAUGACGCUCUUGCUGCAGACCAAGAAGAUGGAUCACUAGAAGGCAGCCUUGACUGCAGCCAGGGAGGUCACGGUCUUCGUGGCAGGCAGUGACCAUCGCAUUGUCCUUCGUUUCACCACUCUGAUCAGAUCGAUCAAUGACCAUUGCCACGGUGUACGAUGGGUAUCUGCUGCGCACAUGUACUUAUUGGUUGUCGACAAUCUAUGCAUUGCAUCGGAU